UUUCAACAUGGCCGCUGUGUCUACUCUCUCGAGUCUCGCUCGGAUCGGACUCUGACUGGACUUUCUCUGCCUCUCGCCGUGCCUCCCCGGAACCCCCCCCGGCCGUUCAUGAUCGCGGCUCGGAUGCGAUCACGUUCUCGGCGCCUGUCCCGUGCGCCGCGGCCCGCAUCCGCCGGAAUAACCUUCAGCGGAGCCCGAACACGAACGCGAACACGAACACACUCCCACCGUCGGGGCCUUUUUCCACCCCCCGAAAACAACUCAGUCAUCAGCAGCCUGCGACGCGAUGCUCUGAGCCGCUGCACUGGACCCCCGCUUUUUUUUUUAACGAACAAUGUGUGAAAACUGCGCCGAGCUGGUGGAGGUUCUAAAUGAAAUUUCCGACGCGGACGGCAGUGAAGGAGGAUUCCAGCUGAAGAAGGAACAUGCGCUACGAGUCCUGGGCUACAUCAGCUCCUGGACGCAAAGACAAUGUUUGUGCUGUUUCAAAGAGUACAAGCACUUGGAGGUGUUUAAUCAGCUGGUGUACGCGCUCAUCAACCUGGUCAUCGCUCAGAUCAGCAGCCUCCGGGACCGGCUCUGCUCCUUCGGCGGGGCCCCGGCUCCCAAGGGCCCGGGCUGGACCGGCGGGGGCUCCGUGUCCCCGCCCAGGCCCUCGUCCCCGGGCGAGGACGAGCAUGUGAACGUGGAGAGAGACUCGGCCGAAGAGGAUGAACCCAGCGCGCACGACAAAGUUGUGGAGAAGCUCCAGCCGCUCCAGGGGCAGGAGUCGUCGUGUGAAGCCCAGGCGGAGGUGCUGGACUGUGGGGAGAGUUCGUCGAAGGCGGGGGUGGAGUCUGGAGGAACAGACUCGGUGGAGAUGUUCAGUUCGUGGAACACGGAGGAGAGAGAGAAACUUCUGCUCUGCGCCGCCAAAAUCUUUCAAAUCCAGUUUCCUCUUUACACGGCGUACAAACACAACACACACCCCACCAUCGAGGACAUUUCUGCUCAUGAAAGCAACAUCCUGGGCUCCUUCUGCGACAUGAAUGACGUGGAGGUGCCUCUUCACUUGCUCCGUUACGUGUGUCUGUUCUGUGGUAAACACGGCCUCUCUCUGAUGAAAGACUGUUUUGAGUUUGGGACCCCGGAGACUCUGCCCUUCCCCAUCGCUCACGCCUUCAUCACCAUCGUGUCCAACAUCAGAAUCUGGCUGCACAUUCCCGCCGUGAUGCAGCACAUCAUCCCCUUCAGGACCUUCGUCAUCAGGUAUCUGUGUAAACUGUCCGACCUGGAGCUGAGGCAGACGGCCGCUCGUAACAUGGCCGACCUGAUGUGGAGCACGGUGAAGGAGCCUCUGGACGCCGCGCUCUGCUUCGACAAAGAGAGUCUGGACCUGGCCUUCAAAUACUUCAUGUCCCCCACGCUGACCAUGAGGCUCGCCGGACUCAGCCAGAUCACAAACCAGCUUCACACUUUCAACGACGUCUGUAACAACGAGUCUCUGGUCUCUGACACUGAAACGUCGAUAGCCAAAGAGCUCGCCGACUGGCUGAUUCACAAUAACGUCAUCGAGCACAUUUUUGGACCAAAUUUGCACAUCGAGAUCAUUAAGCAGUGCCAGGUGAUCCUGAACUUUCUGGCGGCAGAGGGGCGUCUCAGCACUCAACACGUGGACUGUAUCUGGGCGGCGGCGCAGUUGAAGCACUGCAGUCGAUACAUUCACGACCUGUUUCCGUCUCUCAUCAAAAACCUCGACCCGGUUCCUCUGAGACACGUCCUCAACCUGGUCUCUGGACUGCACCCCAGCGCCCACACGGAACAGACCCUGUACUUGGCGUCGAUGCUGAUUAAAGCUUUGUGGAACAACGCUUUGGCGGCGAAGGCUCAACUCUCCAAACAGAGCUCGUUCGCUUCUCUGCUCAACACCAGCCUCCCCAUGAACAAGAAAGGGUCUCCGGCUGCCAGUCCAGACAGCAGUGAUAACAGUGACACUCAGCACAGCGGAGGCUCCGACAUCGAGAUGGACGAUCCUGUGAUGAGCAGCAAACGCACCCAACAAAGACUCUCCGACACAGAGGAGUCGAUGCAGGGCAGCUCGGACGAGACGGCGAACAGCGUGGAGGAGGGCAGCAGCAGCGGACGCAGCGAAGCCUCCAGCAACGAAGCGGCGUCCAGCAGAGCCAGCCAAUCAGCAGCCAGCCCCGGGAGCGACAUCCAAUCAGACGACAUGAACGACUCCGAGGCUCUGAAGGAGGAAGAGGAGGAGGAGGACGAGGAGGAGUGCCCACCCGAGACGCCGAAGGACCAGUCGCGGGAGCAGCCGGAGUCGAGGAAGAGGAAGGCGGGCGAGGCUCUGGGCGAGGAGGCGGGGUCUAACGCUGCGGCGGCGGGCGGGGGCGCGGCCAAAGCCAAGCCCCUCCCGUUCGUCCCGGAGGCGUCGGGCGCGAUGGCGGCGGCGGCGGCGGGUCUGGACGGGAGGAUGCGUCUGUUGGAGCAGCAGUGCGGCUCGGCGGCGGCGGCGGGGAGGACGGAGGGGCCCGACGCGCAGCAGGCCGUGCCCGACGUCGGGGCCUCGCCGCUGGGGCAGGGAGCGACCGAGCCCCCCUGUCUGCCCCGACCCGCAGACUUCCUCGGAGACGCCAUGAGCAGCGAGAUCUUCAACUGCAGGAGGUUCAUCGGACCACAGCACCAUCAUCAUCAUCACCACGAAGGACCACAGCACCAUCAUCAUCAUCACCACGAAGGCGCUCUGGUGGAGGACAUGCUGAGCGCCGACGACGUGAGCUGCAGCAGUUCUCAGGUCAGCGCCAAGUCGGAGAAGAACAUGGCCGACUUCGACGGCGAGGAGUCGGGCUGCGAGGAGGAGCUCGUCCAGAUCAACUCUCACGCAGAACUGAGCUCGCACCUGCAGCAGCACCUGCCCAACCUGGCCUCCAUCUACCACGAGCACCUGGUGCAGGGUCCGGCGGUUCAUAAACACCAGUACUCGAGUCACGCCGUCACUGACAUAAACCUGGACAAUGUUUGUAAGAAGGGAAACACUCUGCUGUGGGACCUGGUGCAGGACGAGGACGCCAUCCAUUUGUCUGAAGGCCUGAUAAACGAAGCGGAGAAGCUGCUGUGUUCGUUGGUUUGCUGGUUCACGGACCGACAGAUACGAAUGCGCUUCAUCGAGGGCUGUUUGGACAACCUCGCCCACCACAGGUCUGUGGUCGUUUCUCUGCGUUUGCUCCCAAAACUUUUCGGCACUUUUCAGCAGUUCGGCUCCAGUUACGACACUCACUGGAUCACCAUGUGGGCGGAGAAGGAGCUGCACAUGAUGAGGCUGUUCUUCGACGAUCUGCAGUUUUACAUCCAGGAGGUCAGAGAACAGAGGCACAAGUUUGCACUGUACAGUCACAGUGCGGAGGUCCAGGUCCGACUGCAGUUUCUCACCUGUGUCUUCUCCACUCUGGGCUCACCGGACCAUUUCAGGCUGAGUCUGGAGCAGGUGGACAUCCUGUGGCACUGUCUGGUUGAAGACUCUGAAUGUUACGACGACGCGCUGCACUGGUUUCUGAACCAGGUCCGGUCCAAAGACCAACACGCCAUGGGCAUGGAGACCUACAAGCACCUGUUCCUCGAGAAGAUGCCUCAGUUGAAGCCGGAGACCAUCUCCAUGACGGGUCUGAACCUGUUCCAGCACCUGUGUAACCUGGCCCGCCUCGCCACCAGCGCCCUGGACAACGCCGCCAGCUGUGAGUUGUGUGGGAUGGACCAGCUGUGGGGCAUCGCUCUCCGGGCUCAGUCCGCAGACAUCAGCCGCGCAGCCAUCCAGUACAUCAACUCCUACUACAUCAACGCGGGUAAAACGGGUCUGGAGAAGGAGCAGGAGUUCAUCAGGAAGUGCAUGGAGAGUCUCCUCAUGGCGUCCGCCAACCUGGAGAAGGACGCUCACUCCAGUCUGACCAGUAUAGAGAGAGGGCUGCUCAUGUUGAAGACUCACCUGGAGGCCUUCAGACGCAGGUUUGCGUAUCACCUGCGUCAGUGGCAGAUCGAGGGCACUGGCAUCAGCAGCCACCUCAAAGCCCUGAGCGACAAACAGUCUCUGCCCCUGAGGAUCGUGUGCCAACCUGCAGGACUCCCCGACAAGAUGACCAUAGAGAUGUACCCGAGCGACCAGGUGGCGGACCUGAGGGCCGAGGUCACGCACUGGUACGAGAACCUGCAGAAGGAGCAGCUCAACCAGCAGCCGCAGCUCCAGGAGUUUGGGCAGAGCGCGAGGCAGAGCAGCGGAGACUUCCCAGGGGGGCUGAUGGGGCCCGUCAGGAUGAUCUCGUCCGGACACGAGCUGACCACGGACUACGACGAGAAAACUCUGCACGAGCUCGGGUUUAAAGACAUGCAGAUGGUGUUCGUGUCGUUGGGCGCCCCCCGGAGGGAGAGGAAGGGCGAGGGCGUCCAGCUGCCCGCCUCCUGCCUGCCCCCGCCGCAGAAGGAGCACAUCCCCAUGCUGCUGCUGCUCCAGGAGCCGCACCUCACCUCCCUGUUCGAGCUGCUGGAGAUGUUGGCCUGCUUCAAACCGCCCGGCCCCCACGCGGACAAGACCCAGGACAACUCCGAGAGCGGUCGCUGCGAGGAGCUGCACCUUCACGCGGAGAAUCUGUCCCGACGCGUCUGGGAGCUGCUGAUGCUUCUGCCCACGUGUCCCAAGAUGCUCCAGGCCUUUCAGAACAUCUCAGACGAACCGACGGACGACGGUCUGUGCUGGAAGGAGCUGCUCAGGAUCAAGAGUCCUCACAAACUGCUGUACGCUCUGGAGAUCAUCGAAGCUCUGGGCAAACCCAACCGAAGAAUCCACAGAGAGUCCACCGGCAGUUACAGCGACUUGUAUCCAGACUCUGACGACUCCAGUGAAGAUCAGAUCGAGAACAGCAAAAACUCCUGGAGCUGCAAAUUUGUUUCGUCUGGAGGUCUUCAGCUGCUUUUGGAAAUCUUUAACUCUGGAAUUUUGGAGCCGAAAGACCAAGAGUCGUGGACCGUGUGGCUGCUGGACUGCCUGGCCUGCCUGCUGAAGCUCAUCUGUCAGUUUGCGGUGGACCCCGCAGACCUGGACUUGGCCUAUCACGACGUGUUCUCCUGGUCCGGGCUCAACGAGAGCCAGAGGAAGAGGACGUGGCCGGGGAAGUCCAGGAAGUCCACAGUGGAGCACGGCAAAGGACUGCACAUCCCACGACUCACCGAGGUGUUCCUGAGUCUGGUCCAGGGCACGUCUCUGAUCCAGCGUUUGAUAAAUGUCGCCUACACCUACGACAACCUGGCGCACAGAGUUUUGAAGGCUCAGUCCGACCACCGAUCACGACACGAAGUGACGCAUUACUCCAUGUGGCUGCUGGUCAGUUGGGCUCACUGCUCCUCGUCGGUAAAGUCGAGUUUGGCCGACAGCGAGCACCUGCACGACUGGCUCAAGAAGCUCACCCUGCUCAUCCCGGAGCCCGCGGUCCGUCAUGAAGCCUGUAACGGUCUGUAUAAACUCUCCCUGUGUGGCCUGGAGGGGGGAGAGUCCAUCAACCGCUCCUUUCUGCUGCUCGCCGCCUCCACGCUGCUCAAGUUCCUCUCAGACGCCCAGGCCCUCAAACCUCUGCGGGCGGAGGAUUACGAGGAGGAGCCUCUGAGGACCGGCUGUAAAGAAUACUACUGGCUCCUGUGUAAACUCACGGACAAUAUCCACGUGAAGGACGCCAGCCAGACGACCCUCCUGGACCUGGACGCUCUGGCACGACACCUGGCAGACUGUAUCCGCAGCCGUGAGAUCCUGGACCAGCAGGACGGGGCCAUCGAGGACGACGGCCUGACGGGUCUGCUGCGACUGGCCACCAGCGUCCUGAAGCACAAGCCGCCCUUCAAGUUCUCCCGCGAGGGCCAGGAGUUCCUGCGCGACGUCUACAACCUCCUCUUCCUCCUGCCCAGCCUCUCCGACCGCUCCCAGCCCAAGUGCAAGUCCCACUCUGCCCGCGCCGCCGCCUACGACCUCCUGGUGGAGACCGUCAAGGGCUCCGUGGACAACUACAGGCUGCUCCACAACUGGGUCAUGGCCCAACACAUGCAGACGUCUCACGCUCCGUACAAGUGGGACUACUGGCCUCACGAUGACGUCAGAGCUGAAUGUCGCUUUGUGGGCCUCACAAACCUUGGAGCCACCUGUUACUUGGCCUCCACCAUCCAGCAGCUCUACAUGAUCCCCGAGGCCCGACAGGCCGUGUUCACCGCCAAGUACGCAGAGGACAUCAAGCACAAGACGACUCUGCUGGAGCUGCAGAAGAUGUUCACCUACCUCAUGGAGAGCGAGAGGAAGGCGUAUAACCCUCGUCCGUUCUGUAAAACCUACACGAUGGACAAACAGCCUCUGAACACCGGAGAACAGAAGGACAUGACGGAGUUCUUCACAGACCUCAUCACCAAGAUCGAGGAGAUGUCCCAAGACUUGAAAAACACAGUGAAGACUUUGUUUGGAGGCGUCAUCACCAACAACGUGGUUUCUCUGGACUGUGACCACGUGAGUCAAACGGCAGAGGAGUUCUACACGGUCCGGUGCCAAGUGGCCGACAUGAAGAACAUUUAUGAGUCUCUGGAUGAAGUGACGAUCAAAGACACUUUGGAGGGAGACAACAUGUACACCUGCUCCCAGUGCGGCAAGAAAGUGCGACUCGCGGAGAGGGCGUGUUUUAAGAAGCUUCCUCGGAUCCUGAGUUUUAACACGAUGCGUUACACGUUCAACAUGGUGACGAUGAUGAAGGAGAAAGUGAACACGCACUUUUCCUUUCCUCUGCGGCUGGACAUGACGCCGUACACCGAGGACGUGCUCAUGGGCAAAGGCGACCGCAAAGAAGGUUUCCGUGACGAAGGGGAGGGGUCAAAGGGGUCAAAGGUCACAGAGAGUUACGAGUAUGACCUCAUCGGGGUGACGGUUCACACGGGGACGGCGGACGGAGGACACUACUACAGCUUCAUCAGAGACAUCAUCAACCCCCACGCCUACAAGAACAACAAGUGGUAUUUAUUCAACGACGCGGAGGUGAAGCCGUUCGACUCUGCUCAACUCGCCUCCGAGUGUUUCGGGGGAGAAAUGACGACCAAAACCUACGACUCUGUGACCGACAAGUUCAUGGAUUUCUCCUUUGAAAAAACCCACAGUGCCUACAUGCUGUUCUACAAGAGAGUGGAGCUGGAGGAGGACAACGGGAAAGACUUCAGCUUCGACGUGUCUCCAGAUCUGCUCGAGUGGAUCUGGCACGACAACAUGCAGUUUCUCCAGGACAAGAACAUCUUUGAGCACACGUACUUUGGCUUCAUGUGGCAGCUCUGCAGCAGCAUCCCCAGCACUUUACCAGACCCAAAGUCUGUCUCCCUCAUGACUGCAAAGUUGAGCACCUCAUUUGUACUUGAAACCUUCAUUCACUCCAAGGAGAAGCCCACGAUGCUGCAGUGGAUCGAACUCCUCACCAAACAGUUCAACAACAGCCAGGCCGCCUGCGAGUGGUUUUUGGAUCGGAUGGCGGACGACAACUGGUGGCCGAUGCAGAUUCUGAUUAAAUGUCCCAAUCAGAUCGUCAGACAGAUGUUCCAGAGGUUGUGUAUUCACGUGAUCCAGAGACUGAGGCCUGUUCACGCUCAUCUGUAUCUGCAGCCGGGGAUGGAGGACGGUUCUGACGACAUGGACGGGCCUGUGGAGGACAUCGGGAGCCGCUCUUGUGUGACGCGCUUCGUGAAAACGCUGCUGUCCAUCAUGGAGCACGGAGUCAAACCGCACAGCAAACACCUCACCGAGUAUUUCGCCUUCCUCUACGAGUUCGCCAAGAUGGGGGAGGAGGAGAGUCAGUUUUUGUUGUCGCUUCAAGCCAUCUCCAUCAUGGUGCACUUCUACAUGGGAACCAAAGGGCCAGAAAACCCGCAGGUGGAGGUUCUGUCGGAGGAGGAGGCCGAAGAGGAGGACGAGGAGGAGGACAUCUUGUCUUUGGCGGAGGAGAAGUAUCGACCUGCGGCUCUGGAGAAGAUGAUCGCUCUCAUCGCUCUGUUAGUGGAGCAGUCCAGAUCUGAGAGACACUUGACUCUGUCCCAGAGCGACAUGGCGGCGCUGACCGGAGGAAAAGGAUUCCCCUUUCUGUUUCAGCACAUCAGAGACGGAAUCAACAUCCGACAAACCUGCAACCUGAUCUUCAGCCUGUGUCGCUACAACAACCGACUCGCAGAACAUAUCGUGUCGAUGCUUUUCACGUCUAUCGCAAAACUAACUCCAGAGGCGGCCAACCCGUUCUUUAAGCUCCUGACGAUGUUGAUGGAGUUUGCAGGAGGACCUCCAGGGAUGCCCUCCUUCGCCUCCUACAUCCUCCAGAGGAUCUGGGAGGUGAUCGAGUAUAACCCGUCUCAGUGUCUGGACUGGCUCGCCGUCCAAACCCCGAGGAACAAACUGGCCCACAGCUGGGUCCUGCAGAACAUGGACAACUGGGUCGAACGCUUCCUGCUGGCGCACAACUACCCCCGAGUCCGAGCGUCGGCGGCGUACCUGCUGGUGUCCCUGAUUCCGAGUAACUCGUUCCGUCAGAUGUUCCGCUCGACUCGCUCGCUGCACCUGCCGACGCGGGAGCUUCCUCUUCCUGCCGACACGACGGUGGUUCUACACCAGGUCUACAACCUGCUGCUGGGCCUCCUGGGCCGAGCCAAACUGUACGUGGACGCCAGUGUCCACGGGACCACCAAGCUGGUGCAGUACUUCAGCUUCAUGACCUACUGCCUCAUCUCCAAGACCGAGAAGAUCAUGUUCUCAGGAUGCUUCAUGGACCUCUGGAACCUCUUUCAGCCCAAACUGUCGGAACCCGCCAUCGCCACAAAUCACAACAAACAGGCGCUGCUCUCGUUCUGGUACAACGUGUGCGUGGACUGUCCCGAGAACGUCAGGCUGGUGGUGCAGAACCCGGUGGUCACCAAGAACAUCGCCUUCAACUACAUCCUGGCCGACCACGACGACCAGGAGGUGGUGCUGUUCAACCGCGGGAUGCUGCCGGCGUAUUACGGGAUCCUGCGUCUGUGCUGCGAGGCCUCGCCCGCCUUCACCCGCGCCCUCGCCUCCCACCAGAACAUCCAGUGGGCCUUCAAGAACCUGACGCCCCACGCCAGCCAGUACCCCGGGGCGGUGGAGGAGCUGUUCAGCCUCAUGCAGCUGUUCGUGGCUCAGAGGCCGGACAUGAGGGACGAGGAGCUGGAGGACAUCAAACAGUUCAAGAAAACCACCAUCAGCUGCUACCUGCGCUGUCUGGACGGACGCUCCUGCUGGACCACGCUCAUCAGUGCCUUCAGAGUUUUACUGGAGAACGACGAGGACAGGCUCCUGGUGGUGUUCAACAGAGGACUCAUCCUCAUGACCGAGUCUUUUAACACGCUGCACAUGAUGUACCACGAGGCGACGGCGUGUCACGUGACCGGAGACCUGGUGGAGCUGCUGUCCAUCUUCCUCUCGGUGCUCAAGUCCACCAGGCCCUACCUGCAGAGGAAAGACGUGAAACAGGCUCUGAUCCAGUGGCAGGAGAGAAUCGACUUCGCCCACAAACUGUUGACUCUGCUGAACUCCUACAGCCCCCCAGAGCUGCGGAACGCAUGUUUAGACGUGCUGAAGGAGCUGGUGUUGCUCAGUCCUCAUGAUUUCCUCCACACGCUGGUCCCGUUUCUACAGCACAACCACUGCACCUACCACCACAGCAACAUCCCCAUGUCCUUCGGGCCGUACCUGCCGUGUCGGGAGAACAUCAAACUGAUGGGAGCCAAAAACAACAUCCGCCCGCCCCGACCUGAGCUCAACAUGUGUCUGCUGCCGUCGAUGGUGGAGAGCAGCAAGGGUAAAGACGAGGUGUACGACCGCAUGCUGCUGGACUACUUCCUGUCCUACCACCAGUUCAUUCACCUGCUCUGUCGCGUCGCCGUCAACUGCGAGAAGUUCACGGACACGCUCGUCAAACUCAGUGUUCUGAUCGCGUACGAAGGCCUGCCGCUGCACCUCACGCUGUUUCCCAAACUGUGGACGGAGCUGUGUCAGUCUCAGACGGCGCUGUCCAAGUCGUGUGUGAAGCUUCUGUGCGAGGACCCGGCCUUCAGUGAAUACAUGAAGUGUAUCGUGAUGGACGAGCGCUCCUUUGUCAACCUGGGUCCGGCCUUCUCCUUUCUGUCCUGCUUCAUGCCCAAAGUCCAGGUCCUGUCUGCGCCCGGACGCUCCAACCUCAUCAGUGUUUUAGUCACAAACCUCCUGAACGAAGAGAGCAGCCUGCAGCCGGCGCUCUGCAGCCACAAGGGGGAGCUGCACAAGAGCUGCAGCCUGCUCAACGCCGACCUUCGGGUGCUCCUGCUGCUCCUCUCGUCUCAGCCUCAGGCCUCAGACUCCGCCCUCGGCCCCGCCCUCAGCCCCGCCCUCUCCGAGCUGCUGGGGCGAUGUCGUCUGUGCGUGCAGCAGCGCAGCGCCAUGGAAACCGAGGCGCAGCGCGGCAAAGCCGACGACGACGGGGCGACGCCGGUGAAGCGACGGCGGGUGAGCGGAGACGACGCCCCCUCCACGUCCUCCGGCCCCGUCUGCGACCCCAAACCCGACCCCCACGACCCCCACGACCCCUCCUCCGACACGGAAACGCGGGACUCCUCCUCCAUCAUCGACCCGGGCAGCGAGCACGACCCGCCCUCCCCUCCGGCGCCCCCCGCCGUUCAGCCGGACCACGCGGCGCCGAAAGACUCCAAACCGGACGCCUCCUCCUCCUCCUCGUUGCCCUCCGCUUCCUGCCUGGAGGCGGGGCCGACGCAGGAAGCGGAGGAGCCACGCGGCGGGAAACAGGAACGGGAGGCGGCGGAGGACCAAACAUGUGCCUCAAAAGACGAAACGAAGCCAGAAGCCGAGGCGAAGAGUUCGGACGAGGUGGUUUUCCCGUCUUGCCUCGAGGGAAUGCCCUUCGCUCCCGACAUGUUGGACACUUUGUACAGGACGGUGGAGGCCGCCGUCGCCGUGGUGAACAAACUCACGCCCAAAAGCCCGCCUUCGUCGUCAUGACAACGCAGCACCGAACCACCAACUCCGGCUGUUUUUGUACAAAUCCGCUCUUCUGUCUCAGCCCCGGUCUGCUCCUCGCCAUGUUCACGCCGCCGUACUUGAAAAACGCAAAACGCAGUAUUCCGCAGCGGCGAGAAAAACGAAAAAAAACAAAAACACAAGGUUGAAUUUAAAGUAUCGUAAAGAUGCACUGUGUAACUUUCUGUCACCGUGGAGAUGUUGUUUAAUUACCCGGAAAUGUUCACAGUUUGACAUUUAAACUGAUCAAUUUAUUUUUUAAGGUGUUGUUUUAUUGUUGAAAAGAAAAGAAAAAACACCUCGACUUACGUAAUAAGCCGGGUUAAUGCCGUACUGCGGGACAUCGCCAGGCGCUGGACUCGUACCAGGAAAAGUUACGCAGUGCGCCUUUAAAGAGGGGGUGUUUCGCUGAAUGUCUGAAGGGGUUUUUAGAGUCAUCCGUGCAUGUUUGAGUCAUCUAGCGAUCUCUUCUCCCGGGCCCUGUUCAAACCCCGCUUUUGGUCCGCAGUAUGAGACCACGCCCCCUUUCUAAAGCUCCGCCCACAAGCCAAAAAACCCGAAACGAACCUGAAACGAAUCGCACUUCUUAACGCGAAACCUGCUCGUGUCUCUCGCGAUUGGUUUCAUUUAGACUGCGGAACAUUCUAGACAAAGCAAUCACAUCGCCACGGAGACAAACGGGCGGCGGGCGCUGUUUAAACCCUCUGUAUGAUUCUGUACGAGGCUCCGCCCACGAGCCCACGCCACCCGCGCUCCCACACGACAAAUCUCCUCCGUAAAUACACAAAAACUACACUACGACUUCACAAACCCGACGCGAGGAUGUGCAGGAGUUUCAGUCGCGGGACGCACGGUGAGUGUGUCACGAUGGCGCUCUGAAGGGGGAGUGACUUAGCGCGGAGAGCAAAUGUAAGUGUAGACGCUCGGGUCGCCCAAAACUUUAACUUUAACAAAAUUAAAACUUACAAAACACGUUAGUACGUCGCCUGAAGAGGUUUGAGAGUCAUCCGUGCGUGUUUGAGUCAUCUAGCGAUCUCUCCCGGGCCUUAUUCAAAGUUUCAGUAGCGGGAUGAUGGCGCUCUGAAGGGGGAGUGACUUAGCGGCGAGAGCAAAUGUAAGUGUAGACGCUCGGAUCGCCAAAAACUUUAACAAAAUGAAAACUUGCAAAACAUGUCAAUACGUCGCCUUAAGAGGUUUGAGAGACACUCAUGCAUGUUUGAGUCAUUUAGCGAUCUCUGAGGCCCCUGGGUACGAUUCUGUACGAGGCUCCGCCCACGAGCCUACGCCACCCGCGCUCCCACACGACAAAAUCUUCGUAAAUGCACAAAAACGUGACAAAAAAACCCGACACUACUACUACUACUACUUCACAAACCCGACGCGAUGACGUGCGGGAGUUUCGGUCGCGGGACGACGGCGCUCUGAAGGGGGAGUGACUUAGCACGGAGAGCAAAGGGAGCGGAGAGAUUCAGAUCGGCGAAAACCAAAUUAAAACAUGUUAAUACGUUGUUUUGGGCGAAUAGAACAUUUUCAAAACGAUAAAAGGAACACGGUGACCCCACAAAAGUGAAAAUUCCCCCUCUUUAAAGAACCGAAAAUUCAGCCCGAUUCUUAAAACGGGACUCAAAGCGCUCGCCCUCUCGCUGCGGGGUGAUCCGACACGUUCGUUCAUUACACUUCUUUUCUUCUUCUUCUUCGUUCGUCUAAAUGCGAAGUCUGUUUUCCGCGCAUUUCGAAAAAAACGUGCCAGAAAACAGAUAUUGUGGCGUGAACAUGGCUUCAGUUCUUCACAAAAAGGUCUAAAAAUCGUGCGUUUUUUUUUUUUUUUCUUUUUUUUUUUUUUUUUUUACUAAUUUGUUGCUUUUAUUUUGGAGUGCCGUGCGGGAAAGGUUUACACUUGUUAUUAUUUAAUUCUAUUUGUUUUUACGCUGUAUAGAGAUAGAGUCCUGUGCCAGUUUUGUACCAACGCUUGAGGCAAAACUUUGAAUUCUUUUUUUGCCUUGGAAAUUUUUUGACGCAAGUUUUAUGGGAGAUUCGUUUUCCGCAGAUUUUGGAUUUUAAAUCAGAAGUUGAAUUUCUCGCUUUGAAUUUUUUUUAAACUCUGGAAAAAAAACGUGUUUGAAGGGUUUUCGUUCUGAAUUUCAGUUUUCAGUGUCGGUGUGUUUAAAGGGCCGAUAAAUCCCAGUGUCAUUGGUUUUUCAAAAUAAAAGCAAAAAUAAAAUAAAAAAAAACACAAAAAAAAGUAAAAUAAAAAAUAUUUUCUUCAUUAUUUGUUUCCAAAACCAAAAUAAAAAACAAAACAAAACAGAUGAUGAUUAGUUUUUCAUUUUUUGAUUUUGGGUUUAAAUGAAAAAAUGGGAAAAAAGGAUAACGGACUAAACCAGAACUAAACCAGGACUAAACCAGGACUAAAACCAGGACUAAACCAGAACUAAACCAGAACUAAACCAAGACUAAAACAGGACUAAACCAAGACUAAAACCAGGACUAAACCAAGACUAAAACAGGACUAAAACAGGUCUAAGACAGAACUGAAUAGAAACCAGGACUAAACCAAGACUAAACCAGUCUCUGUUCCAGCCUCAGUCCUGGCCUCAGUCCUGGUCUGGUCCUGGUCUCUGUCCCGGUCUCAGUUCUGAUCACCUGACAGUCUAUGCAGGCGCACUUCUGAGCCCGUCCCAACACUCAGUCCUGGUUUAGUCCUGGUUUAGUCCUGGUUUAGUCCUGGUUUAGUCCUGGUUUAGUCCUGG
This is a messenger RNA of Boleophthalmus pectinirostris (great blue-spotted mudskipper), 13812 nucleotides long. It is a transcript of the gene usp34, whose product is annotated as ubiquitin specific peptidase 34. The coding region runs from base 335 to 11044 and encodes 3569 amino acids. Gene Ontology annotation, biological process: protein deubiquitination. The transcript is spliced from 80 exons. Gene Ontology annotation, molecular function: cysteine-type deubiquitinase activity; cysteine-type endopeptidase activity. Lineage: Eukaryota; Metazoa; Chordata; Actinopteri; Gobiiformes; Gobiidae. The record is from RefSeq and is a predicted model, not a curated record. Gene Ontology annotation, cellular component: cytosol; nucleus.